This is a messenger RNA of Stegostoma tigrinum, 3598 nucleotides long. RefSeq names its product MOG interacting and ectopic P-granules protein 1-like. Gene Ontology annotation, cellular component: plasma membrane. Gene Ontology annotation, biological process: Ras protein signal transduction; positive regulation of GTPase activity. Gene Ontology annotation, molecular function: guanyl-nucleotide exchange factor activity. NCBI's taxonomy places the organism in Eukaryota, Metazoa, Chordata, Chondrichthyes, Orectolobiformes, Stegostomatidae. The coding region runs from base 1970 to 3262 and encodes 430 amino acids. The record is from RefSeq and is a predicted model, not a curated record. The transcript has 15 exons.
UUGAGUUUCUCCAGCAAUGUCUGCUUUUCUUUCAGCUUGUCGGCUUCUGUAGUUUGUUCUUUUACAUUAAAGAAACAGUUGGCUGUUGUUCUAAAAUUUGCUCUGUUCUUAGUGUUGUAAAAAGAAAUUUUAGAUGGAAGUUCGUGGUUCAUGCUGCAGGCCUUCUGCUGGAACUGAAACCUGAAGGCCUUGGCCGAUUCCAGCGGUGACCAAUAAAGAGAUUAUUGCCGGGUUACUCACCAGUUGACGGUUUGACUCAGUUUUGACAGCUGCUAGUCCAGUGAAAGGGAUGGCAGAUCAGCACCUUUCUCAGCCCGACUGUUAAUGCUGAUUGUCACUGAGGUUGUGUAAGUGGGCGCCAUCAGGAAAAUGAGGGAGGCAGUCCUUAGAUGUCAGGGAGAGCCCAGGUGAAAAAGAGAACUGGUCCAUGUCACAUAGCUUUGCAAUGUGUAGGUGGUAAACUCCCUCCCUGCCAUUUUCCUAAUCCUCCCACCUCCCAUUUAAUUGUCAGCGAAUGAUUGGCCAUGCAUUAACACACAGUCUUUAAUGGAAUAUUUCUUUUCCAAACAUUGGACUGUGCACUGCUGGUAAAUAUAUUGAAAAACUUGACUCUCUAACUCUGUUUGCAGUGUUAUUACAUGUCCCACCUCCCCGCAUCGCCCAAAAAAACCCCAGACCAUUGUGCUUUGAGAACUUGUGUGAAAGUGGAAUUUCCUUCUUCCUUGCAACUCCCCCAGCUUCUCUUCCAGACUCAACUCCUGUCACUUGCAAACCACCUGUUAGAGCUUGGAAGGGAAAAACAAAUCUUGAUCUAUUGUAGUUACAUACAUCAGAAAUGUUGCCUGUUUAACAAAUCCAGUUGAAUAGGACUUGAGAGGGCUUGUCAUCUGAAGAGUGGUUGAGGGUUUUGGUUCAGUUUAGGAUGGAGUAUAGAAGGAUGGGAGGGAAUUUCAUUGGCACUUACAGAAUACUGAGAGGCCUGGAAGGAUUGUACAUGGAACAGAGAAGAUGUUUCCACUAGGAGGAGAGAUUAGGACAUGCGGGCACAGUCGCGGAGUGAAGAGGCCAACCUUUAGAACUAAGGUAAGAAAGAAUUUCUUCAGUCAGGGAGUGGUUAAUCUGAGGAAAACAUUGCAGGAAGCCGAUGUCAAUAGGACUAUUUAAGAUAGAGAGAGAGAUGGGUUCUUGAUUAAUAAGGGGAUCAAGGGUUUCAGAAGAAGGCUGGCGAUUGGGCUUCAGAAACAUCACAGCCAGAAUUGAAUGGCAAAGCAGACUGAGGAGGUCGAAUGAGCUAAUUCUGCCCCUAAAUCGUAUGGUCUUAUGGAUUUGACACUAAAUAUUUCAAUGGUCCUUUUGUGAGGAAGCCACUUCUGGGUGCAAGUGCUUGUUUAAAAUGUCUUUAAUUUUUGCCUUCUAUAGUCAGGAAGUCAAAUGCAAUGUUGGCAUUUAUUGUGAAAAGACAUGAAUCUAAAAACAGGGCUGUACCUCUGAGGCUUUAUAAGGCUCUGGUCAGGCCAUACUUGGAGUACUGUGUGCAGAGUUGUGCCCCAUAUCUCAGGAAGGAUGUACUGUCCCUGGAACGGGUUCAGAGGAGGUUCACGAGAAUGGUCCAGGGAAUGGAAACCUUAAAAUAUGAGGAAUGGUUGAUGACUCUGAGACUGUACUCAUUGGAGUUUAGAAGGAUGAGGGGUGAUCUAAUUGAAACUUUCAGAAUACUGAAUGACCUGGACAGAAUGGUUGUUGGGAAGAUGCUUCCAUUGGUCGGAGAGAUGAGGCCCUGAGGGCACAGCCUUAGAAUGAAGACAAGACCUUUUAAAUUGGAGAUUUGCAGAAACUUCUUCAGCCAGAGAGUUUUGAAUCUGUGAAAUUCACUGCCACAGAAGGCUGUGGAGGCCAGGAAAUUUAAAUCUGAGACAGACAGGUGCCUGAUUAUCAUGGGGAUCAAGGGCUAUGGGGAGAGAGCAGGAGAAUGGGGUUGAGGAACUUAUCAGCCAUGACUAAAUGGCAGAACAGACUCAAUGGGCCGAAUGGCCUAAUUUCUGCACCUAUGUCUUACGGUUUUGUGGCCUUAAAUAAUUGCAGGUCUAAAACCUUUGACAGCCCAAACUCUGAGAAAGAUGAAGAACCAAGUUCACCAAAAGAGACAGCAACAAUUUCAAAUUCUGGAAAUGUUGACAGUGCAAAUGGUGAGGAAAAUGGAAGUUGUGGUUCUUCAGGAUCAAGCGAAAUAAUUGCUGAUUGCAGAUAUGGAAGCUUUGACACCUCAGAGGCAGAAGAGAUUCCAGUAAUCGAUUCAGUGAGCACAAACAGCGGAAACAAUGAUAACAUUCCGAGCUGUGAGGAGCUUGAAAAUCCAAUUUGUCCAGAGACAAUUGCUGAGAUCAGAAAGUCCAAAACCUUUGACAGCCCAAACUCUGAUAAAGCUGAAGAACCAAGUUCACCAAAAGCGAUGGCAGAAAUUUCAAAUUCUGGAAAUGUUGACAGUGCAAAUGGUGAGGAAAAUGCAGGUUGUGGUUCUUCAGGAUCAAGCGAAAUAAUUGCUCAAAAAGAGGAAGGAACAAUCCAGAAUAAUUUUGAUUUGGAGGAGGUCCAACUUCAAAAGGAGCAAGAAGGCGUUUGCAGCAACUGUGAAAGCGUUGAGUCCGAACACUGUCCGAAUUCUGAUGAAAUUCAGAAUUUAAGUUCACCGGAGAAGGGAGCGACAGUCAAGAAAAGCAUAGACUUCAACAGAUCAAGCUUUCUAGAAGAAUAUAAUUUCAGUCCUGCAGAAAAGGAAACACCAAUGAAAAUUGCUAUACCUGAAAUUCUCGAAAUCUGGCUGGAAGAGUCUGCCGAAGACUUUCGUCAAGUUCCAACUUACUCUUGUCUGCGGAAGGUACUUUCCUACUUGAACCAGACAGUGCCAGGGUCAGAUGCUGAACUACGGGCCCAGAAACUCCUGAGUCGUUUUUUGGUGGAGGAAACAGCGGAGAAAGAGAUGUUCAAAGGCUACCGGAGAAGAGUCAGAUUCUGUGUGGGAGAAGAACACGACCAAACCAUCGAACAAGUUGACGAAAAGCUCCUGUCCUACCCAUCACGCUUCAUUGCAGAGCAGCUGACUUUUAUGGAUGCUGAUCUUUUUCGGAAACUUGUGCCCAGCCAAUGUUUAGGGUCCAUCUGGUCUCAACGAGGGAAGGAAGAAAAACAGCAUCUGGUAUCAACCGUCCAGGCCACCAUUACACAGUUCAAUAAUGUUACAAAAUGUGUCACCAGCACCAUAUGAAGACCUCAACAGCUGAAACCACGGCAGACGGCUAAAAUCAUUGAGAAAUGGAUUGAUGUUGCCCAGGAAUGUAGAACUUUGCAGAAUUUCUCGUCAGUGCAUGCAAUUACCACUGCAUUGCAAUCGAAUAGUGUGUUCAAUUUGAAGAAGACUUGGGCAGCCGUGUCAAAGAGCAGUAAGAUAACAUUUGAAGACCUUUCAAACAAUGAAGAAGAUAACUUUAUAGCAAGUAGAGAGCUGCUAAUGGAGGAUAUAGUUCAGGGAAUUGUGCCGUACCUGGGAACUUUCUUAACAGAGUUUUCAGUGCUGGAUUCAGCUUUCCCUAAUUACCAUUCA